This is a messenger RNA of Malania oleifera, 996 nucleotides long. RefSeq lists its product as uncharacterized. The coding region runs from base 163 to 774 and encodes 203 amino acids. The transcript has a single exon. NCBI's taxonomy places the organism in Eukaryota, Viridiplantae, Streptophyta, Magnoliopsida, Santalales, Ximeniaceae. The record is from RefSeq and is a predicted model, not a curated record.
CCAUCAUCUCAAAAAGCAAGCACCACCAACUGAGAAAACGAAAAUCAUUCCAGCACCAAAAACCCAUCUGGAGAUCAAUCCCAAUCUCUGUGUUUUUGCCUUCACCCGGCUAUUUCUACUGCCGGUGGCGAAACCCAGUCCCCGCCGGCGCACGUAGAAACAAUGCCGAAGAAGAGCUCCGACGUAGCCCACAGAGCGUGGAACAUCCUGCGCCUCGCCCUGCUCUGGGCCAGAAAGGGUGGCGUGUUUAAGAGACGCCUCGUGAUGGACCUCCGCAUCAUCCCCAAGUUCAUGAAAAGCCUCGGCGGCGGCGCACCCGCCGCAGCCAUCCGCUACGGCGAGCGCCAGCUCUCCUUCGACCGCACUCCCAUCAUCCACGUCAAGAUGCAUCGCCCUGCCUCCAUGCGCUUCCGCAUCCCCUGCAUUAACCCCCCAGCCGAUGCGGAUUGCGAUUUUGAAUUCGAGGACAACUACGGAUGCUACGACGGCCAGGAAGACGGCGGAGUUUACAGGAUCGACGACGGCGAGAAGGUUGAGUUUCUGAGAUGCGGCAGCGAUGUAGGGGAAGAAGAAGAUUUUCUAGGAGAAGAAGAAGAAGAAGAAGAAGAAGAAGAGGAAGAAGAGAUGGUGGUUUCUUGCGAGGAAGAAAGCAAGAGCAUCGAUCUGAAGGCGGAGGAGUUCAUAGCCAGGUUCUACGAGCAGAUGAAGCUGCAGAGACAGAUUUCAUGUCUGCGCUACAAUGAGGUGCUCGUAAGAGAGACACAGGUCAACUGAUCAUGGCUGCAGAUUGCUCUGUUUUUUCUUCUUCUUCUUCAUUUUUUUUUUUUUUUUUUUUUUUUUUUGGCUUCCUUUUCGAGUUCUUUUGCUUCGAACUAGCUUUGGCAGUAUGGCAUUCUUUUCUGUAAAAGAGGCAUUGCGGGAUUGUGUAAAUACCGGAAGCUUCCACUGAGUGUCUUUACAUUCUUGAAAUAAAGCAUCUGCUUUCGAUUUGAUUCA